AUGUCUGCUGACGGUUGCUGUGCUUUAGGCUGAUGUACAGCAUUUUAAGAGCCGCAUUUUCCAGCCCCACCCUGUGAGCUUCUCCUUUCCCUCUGGCCAGCGAAGUCUCAGGUGAAACAGAGGUCAGCGGCUGCCUUCAGCAGCGGCUGCUGGCAAGAGAUUGGCGGCUGCAUCUGCACAUCACAUCGACCCCCUGGCCGCAGGGACGAAGAGCCCCGCGCUCCGCAAGAGGGCUCGGCCGCCGGACUGCAGAGUCCACGAAGCGGAGCCACCGUGAGGCACAGCAUGAGUUCAGGUCUGAUUGAGAACUAUGUGGCAGCCAUGGUGCUGAGCGCAGUUGGUGAUACCCUGGGCUAUUACAAUAAAAAAUGGGAGUUCCUGCAGAAUGGCCAGGAGAUUCACAGGCAGGUUGCACAGAAGGGAGGGCUGGGAAACAUCAAUAUAGCGGGCUGGAAAGUCAGCGAUGACACAGUGAUGCACUUGGCUACGGCUGAAGCUCUGGUAGCUGCUGGGAAACAGCCAAGUUUUCCAGAGCUCUAUUCCCUUAUAGCAAAGCACUACAAGGACUGUAUGGACGACAUGGCUGGCAGAUCUCCAGGUUUUACCUGCGUUCAAAAUGCACUGUGCCUGCAGCCAGACCAACCAGAUGGCUGGAGGAUUCCGUUUAACAAGAAUGAGGGAGGAUGCGGGGCUGCCAUGCGGUCCAUGUGCAUUGGACUGAGGUUUUGUCAUGCUGAGCAGUUGGACAGCUUGAUUCAAGUCAGCAUCGAGAGUGGUCGAAUGACCCAUCAUCAUCCAACUGGCUACCUGGGAUCCCUGGCUUCUGCUCUCUUUACCACCUAUGCUGUGAAUCGCAAGCCCCCUCAUGAAUGGGGGAAGGGAUUAAUGGAAGUGCUGCCGCAGGCUAAAGUCUACAUCCAGAAGUCUGGCUACUUUGUGAAGGAGAACCUGAAGCAGUGGUCCUACUUUGAAGAAUGGUGGAAAAAAUACCUGGAGUCCAGGGGAAUUUCAGAUGGGGUGUCUGUUCCUACCUUCCCCCUCGUAUAUGGCGUGAAGGAGCGAGAUGAAUUCUAUGUCUCCCUGAGCUACUCUGGCUGGGGUGGGAGCAGUGGGCACGAUGCCCCAAUGAUUGCCUACGAUGCCAUACUUGCUGCUGGAAACUCCUGGACAGAGCUCGCUCACCGGGCUUUUUUCCACGGUGGAGACUCCGAUUCUACAGCGGCCAUUGCCGCGUGCUGGUGGGGGGCCAUGUAUGGCUUUGAAGGAGUCAACGUAUCCCUCUAUAGAGAGCUCGAAUACAGAGAGAGGCUGGAGAAAAUAGCUAAGGCCUUGUAUGAGUUCAGCCAGCCACAGGGCUUGUCCAAGCGGAGAGGUGGUUCUAGAGGUCACAAGACAAAACUAAGUUGUACAAACUUCCCUGUAUAGCUUGGGCAGGGGGAAGAAAGGGUUAGAUUGAUUUUGGACUGCACUUUACUGCCCAUCUACCCCUAUCUCCUGAUCCACCCAGGUAUUGCUUGUGCUUUAGCAGUCUGUCUAGCCAAUGCCUAUUAUUAGAACAACAGGAUUAAGGAUGAAAGCGUGAGGGGGAAAUCUGGCAUAGCAGCUAUGUUCACUCCGUUUUUUUCCUUUUUUUCUUUUGCCACUUUUAGGAGAAAUGCAAAUCUCAGAAACACCAGAGAGCAAUGCGUGGUCAGUCAGGUUUGGAUUUUGUCAGUAAUUGUAAAAGAAUUUGGUACUGAGUUUGAGUGAAAUUUAAUAUUUCUCCACAGAACAGAACCAGCACAGAGUGCUAGUGCGAGCCUUCCCUUCUCUCACAUCCCAGUGCACCUCCCUCAGACACAUAGUGAACAUCUCGACAGCUGAGAAGGGAAUACAGGCUCUAGGGCCCAUUCAACCCCGGGUCCUAGGGGACCAAUUAGUACGAAGCACGAGGGUGGAUUUUCACACCUUUAGUGUAGGGAGACACAUUUUUCUGCUUUAAGAGUGGUCGUUUGGCAUUUGUUUAAAACCUAAUUUCACAGCGUCUCUAACCUAUUGCAGGAUUUCAAGACCUUUUGUUAUGAUUAAAUAAAAAUGUCAUUGUUAUCUCUUGCCUACUGCAGUUAAGGGGGAAGUCAAAUCCACAUACAGUCUUGCCCUUCACUUAAAGGUAAUUCUAACAUUAGGGACAGAAUUUGCACCUUAUUUCAUCAAACUGGAUCUCGUUAUGAAGAAUUAGAAAUAGGAAAUGCCACUUGCUACCAUAUCCCUGUUAAGAGCCGAGAUCUUCAGAGCUGUUGAAAGAUGUUCUUUUCUCGAAAUGUUAUGUAACUGCUGAUAACACCUUUGAAAGUUUCUUGCUUUUCUGUGCAAACAGCUGACUUCUGUGCAUCUUACUCCCAAGAUGGCAGCUUUCAAGCUGAUCAUCAUUUAUCCUAAAUUAUAAAUCAUAAGAUCCUUUACAAAAGAAUAAAAUCACUACAAAAUGUAAUCUGAUAAUGCAGAACAAUUCUGCUCUAUGUGAAACCAUCUAGAUUUGCAAAUGAAUAGAAGAUAGCUGCUGCUUCAUCAUGUCAGAGGUUUGCUAUUGUGCCUUUUGAUGAAUUUGCAGCAGAUAUCAAGGAAAUGCUGGAAGCGUAUGAACAAGUUUCCAAAUGAGAAGGAAAAGAGAUUUGCAGUUCUGUACCUUUUGCCUGGGGUAACCUCUGGUUUUUAAGUGCUCUGUCUAGAAUGAAAUAAAAGCAUAUAUUUGGCAAAUGGAAGAUAAAAGCACUUAUUUCUCAUAUG
Molecule: messenger RNA, 2766 nt
Organism: Dermochelys coriacea (leatherback sea turtle)
Lineage: Eukaryota; Metazoa; Chordata; Testudines; Dermochelyidae
Gene: ADPRH
Product: ADP-ribosylarginine hydrolase
Exons: 4
Coding region: 286-1425 (379 amino acids)
Biological process (GO): protein de-ADP-ribosylation
Molecular function (GO): magnesium ion binding; ADP-ribosylarginine-[protein] hydrolase activity
Source: RefSeq, a predicted model, not a curated record